Messenger RNA from Phyllostomus discolor (pale spear-nosed bat), 6152 nucleotides. It is a transcript of the gene ACSL4, whose product is annotated as acyl-CoA synthetase long chain family member 4. The record is from RefSeq and is a predicted model, not a curated record. The coding region runs from base 2031 to 4166 and encodes 711 amino acids. NCBI's taxonomy places the organism in Eukaryota, Metazoa, Chordata, Mammalia, Chiroptera, Phyllostomidae. Gene Ontology annotation, cellular component: endoplasmic reticulum; plasma membrane; lipid droplet. Gene Ontology annotation, biological process: neuron differentiation; long-chain fatty acid metabolic process; long-chain fatty-acyl-CoA metabolic process. Gene Ontology annotation, molecular function: arachidonate-CoA ligase activity. The transcript has 14 exons.
CAUCUAGGCCAGAAAUUAUCAGUUCAGGGUUGGCAUCACCCUUUGGGGUUUAUGGAUGCAUUUCAGAGAACUCAUGAAUCUCCUGAAAUUCAGUAAUAUUUUGCCUAUCUUUCUUAGGGGAAUUGGGUUCAUAGUUCUUUCUCACUGGAUUCUCAAAGGGACCCAUUACCACUAAGUAAGGGCUACUGAUCUAGUCUGAUCUUAAGCUCAAACACAUGGCUUUACUCAAGGUUACACAGCCAGUUAGUGAACAAGGUGGGGACAAAAUCUGGGUCCCCACUUGUAGUUUCUUCUUCAUUUCACCACACUCAGUUGAAGGACAUGAACAAAAGCAGAGGCAGAAUUAAGCUAUCAUUUUAUAGUAAUUGGUGUAAAAAACAAAGGACUAUCCUGGGGUGAGAAGUCUGCCUAUCUGUUUCCACAAGAAUCGUGGAAGGGUGGGCUUGAAUUUGUCUCCUCCAAGUGAACUAACAUUUUAAUUUUUAUGGUUAAAAUACAGUGCUGCUCACCAAACCAGCUUUCUCAGCUUAAGGCACACUCCCUAAGAGAUAGUAUCUGGGAGGCUGUUUGUACAUUUCCUUUCUAAUUGGCACUGUUCUUCUGACCUGCAGUGGCCUCCAGUUUUCUGCCUAAUUGAAUCAAAACUGCUUUGCUUAAUUUGUCAGAUUCUGUACUAUUGUAGCCUAUUUAGCCAAUGAAUACUUUAUGCCUCAGUCAGGUUAGUGCCCUUAUUAUUUGUGCUAUUCUAAAGUCCUUUCAUUCCUACCGCUUUAUCUUCAUGUUCUCCUAUCUGAAAUGCUGUCUAUUUUUUUCCUUCAUUACCAGAUCCCCAACAUAAGAUCCAGCUUAACUCUAAUUUCCACAUAUCCUCCACUAGUUACUCUUAGCCAUUUUGUACUUCCUCUGCAUUUAUUGCAUUUAUUGCUUUUCCCGCACAUCAUAACUUUUGUGUAUUUCUGCAGGGCUUUUCAUUGGAAAUGCUUCAGUGGUCACCUUUGGGAGUGGUAUUUAGGAAGUUCAGGGUGGGACUCUGGAUACUCCCAAUUUGCUUCAGCCAGAGCAAUUCCACUUUAGUUUUAUAUAAGGGCAGUCAGCAGGGGCUUUUACCUCAAGAAGUGGUUAACUGCCCCCCUCCCCCACCAAAAGAAUUUGAAAAAUGCUGGAUCUAUCUGGUCUGCUGAUUGCCUCCUAACUUUUAACUUGUGAUGGGCAAGGGCCAGGACUUACUUUACUUCAGACUUACUACUACUCCCAGGCAACUGAUGCAGUUUUGAGCACAAAGUAGACACUUAGGAAAUGAUUGUAUGAUUGUAUUGCUCUAAUUUUUGGCAUAUGAGAUCAUGAAUAGCAUUACCUCACUGAAGAAUUCAGAAUAAGAUUUCUGGGUUGAUCUUUGAGAAAUCAACCUAAAAUGGUGGGUUGGUUUUCCCUUUUGGAUACAGAACCAAAUCUGAUUUAAAGUUGUCUGGUUUACAUAAGACAUGUUUAAAAAAAAAGAGAGAAACUAAUUAUUGGCAUCCCUACUUUUACAAAGCUUCCAAACUUAAAUAUCAUAUUCAUGCAUUCAUGUAAGUAUUAAAGUAGUGUUACUAAACUGACUUGCAGAAUGAUGUGCGGAAUACCUAAAAACCCAGAAGAGAUUAAAUUCAGAAGUUUGUCAAUAGUGAUUAAAAUGGGAAAUGCCAGUCUUUCAGACCAGUUAUUUCAGCUUUCUGUAGCAAAUCAAUUAUAUAAACUAAUAAAGACCUGAGUAUUUAAAUCAAUGGUUCUGUCAACUUGUUAAUACUCUUUUGUUUUUGUUUUUGUCUUUUUUUCCUGCUUUCUGCCUGGCUCAUUGUCUUCACCUGCAGGUGUACUUUAUUGUUGGCUUCCAAAGAUUACUAACUUUUAUUUGUAUCAUUAAAAUUGAACUUCCUUGGCUGUAUUGCUACUCUUACUGCUGCUUCCAUUAUUACCUUCUUCAGCAAAAUAAGGCUUUCCAAAGCCACAGAAUAACAAGAAAUAAACAGCAUUUUAGAAGCCUUGCCACUAUGAAACUUAGGCUAAAUGUGCCCACCAUUAUUUUGCUGCCUGUCCACUUGUUAAUAACAAUAUACAGUGCCCUUGUAUUUAUUCCAUGGUAUUUUCUUACCAAUGCCAAGAAGAAAAACACUAUGGCAAAGAGAAUAAAAGCUAAGCCCACUUCAGACAAACCUGGAAGUCCAUAUCGCUCUGUCACGCACUUCGACUCACUAGCUGUCAUAGACAUCCCUGGAGCAGACACUCUUGAUAAACUAUUUGAUCAUGCUGUAUCCAAGUUUGGAAAGAAGGACAGCCUUGGGACCAGGGAAAUCCUAAGUGAAGAAAAUGAAAUGCAGCCAAAUGGAAAGGUUUUUAAGAAGUUAAUUCUUGGGAAUUAUAAAUGGAUGAACUACCUUGAAGUGAACCACAGAGUGAAUAACUUUGGUAGUGGACUCACGGCAUUGGGAUUAAAACCGAAGAGUACUAUUGCCAUUUUCUGUGAGACCAGGGCCGAAUGGAUGAUUGCGGCACAGACCUGCUUUAAGUACAACUUUCCUCUUGUGACUUUGUAUGCCACACUUGGCAAAGACGCAGUUGUUCAUGGGUUAAAUGAAUCUGAAGCUGCCUAUCUGAUUACUAGUGUUGAACUUCUGGAAAGUAAACUUAAGACUGCAUUGUUAGAUAUUAAUUGUGUUAAACAUAUUAUUUAUGUGGACAAUAAAGCUAUCAAUAAAACAGAAUACCCUGAAGGAUUUGAGAUUCACAGCAUGCAAUCAGUAGAAGAGUUGGGAUCUAAGCCAGAAAACUCAAGCGUUCCUCCAAAUAGACCAGCUCCUUCAGACAUGGCUAUUGUCAUGUAUACCAGUGGUUCUACUGGCCGACCUAAGGGAGUGAUGAUGCAUCAUAGCAAUUUGAUAGCUGGAAUGGCAGGCCAAUGUGAGAGAAUUCCUGGCCUGGGACCAAAGGACACAUAUAUUGGCUACCUGCCUUUGGCACAUGUCCUAGAAUUAACAGCAGAAAUAUCUUGCUUUACCUAUGGCUGUAGGAUUGGAUAUUCUUCUCCACUUACACUCUCUGACCAGUCCAGCAAAAUUAAAAAAGGAAGUAAAGGAGACUGUACUGUGCUGAGGCCUACCCUCAUGGCAGCUGUUCCAGAGAUCAUGGAUCGAAUUUAUAAGAAUGUUACGAGCAAAGUCCAAGAAAUGAAUUAUAUUCAGAAAACUCUGUUCAAGAUAGGGUAUGAUUACAAAUUGGAACAGAUCAAAAAAGGAUAUGAUGCUCCACUUUGCAAUCUGAUACUAUUUAAAAAAGUGAAGGCUUUGCUAGGAGGAAAUGUUCGCAUGAUGCUGUCUGGUGGAGCACCGUUGUCACCUCAGACACAUCGAUUCAUGAAUGUCUGCUUCUGUUGCCCAGUUGGUCAGGGUUAUGGAUUGACGGAAUCAUGUGGUGCUGGGACAGUUACUGAAGUUACUGACUAUACUACUGGCAGAGUUGGAGCCCCUCUCAUUUGCUGUGAAAUUAAGCUAAAAGACUGGCAGGAAGGUGGUUAUACAAUUCACGAUAAGCCAAACCCCAGAGGUGAAAUCGUAAUUGGUGGACAGAAUAUCUCUAUGGGGUAUUUUAAAAAUGAAGAGAAAACAGCAGAGGAUUAUUCUGUGGAUGAAAAUGGCCAAAGGUGGUUUUGCACUGGUGACAUUGGAGAAUUCCAUCCUGAUGGGUGUUUACAGAUUAUCGAUCGUAAGAAGGAUCUGGUGAAGUUACAAGCAGGGGAAUAUGUGUCUCUUGGGAAAGUAGAAGCUGCAUUGAAGAACUGUCCACUUAUUGACAAUAUCUGUGCUUUUGCCAAAAGUGACCAGUCCUAUGUGAUUAGUUUUGUGGUUCCUAAUCAGAAAAGGUUGACACUUUUGGCACAACAGAAAGGGGUGGAAGGAACUUGGGUUGAUAUCUGCAAUAACCCUGCCAUGGAAGCUGAAAUACUGAAAGAAAUUAGAGAAGCUGCUAAUGCUAUGAAGCUGGAACGUUUUGAAAUUCCAAUCAAGGUUUGCUUAAGCCCGGAGCCAUGGACCCCUGAAACUGGUUUGGUCACUGAUGCUUUCAAACUGAAAAGGAAGGAACUGAAGAACCAUUACCUCAAAGACAUUGAGCGAAUGUAUGGGGGCAAAUAAAAUGCUGCUUCCUCUCUUGACAGUUGUGCAGAAGGGGGCCUCACGGUUUUCAGUUCUAAAAUUUUAAGCCUUGUUGAGCUGUUACAAUGUAAAGUAUAUCUUUCUAAAGAUAUGGAAAUAAAAAACCAAAAGUGAUUAAAAUAAUUGUUGAGUCAAAUUUAACUUAGUUUUGCAUAGUUCUAGUGAAGCUGAAAUUGAAAAGUUAUUUCCCUUUAGCUGUGUUGUUCUUAAUUUUAGAGUAAAAAUUCUGUUUUUAAAAAUUAGCCUAAGAUACUUGUUUUUAUUGGAAAAAUAUUUAAUGUAGAACAAAAUAAAUUGGAAUUAGAAUAGAAUGUAGUUUGAAGGAACUUUGCAGCUUCGGAUGUCUGUUGUCUUUCUAGUUCAGAAGAAGUUUAAAAAUAAUAAGCAUGACAAGAAUAUAUAUUAACACUACUCAAUGCAGAAGUGCUACAGGCCUUUAAAAUUCUCUUCCAACCAUUUAUCCUGAAGGGAAAAUUCAGUCAUAAUAAGAGAAUCAACACCUUGGGAACCAUUUUAGGAUUCAUAAUUGUUGCAUAGAUUAGACAUAGAAUUAUUGUUUAUUGUGAAUCAUUACAGUGCCUGAAGAAAGAAUAAAAUGACACAGACACACCAAAAAUAUCUAGUAAUAUAUUUGAAGGGAAAUCGAACUGCUUUUUUUGAAACUUGGAAGUCUAAAAUCAGUAACUGUAAUUAUUUGAAUGACUUAAGAGUACUUAAGUACAUUUGAAAAAAUGUUGAAAAUUGUCUUUCUCUGUUCAAAAUGUAAGGCUGAGACCAAGAGUAAAAUGACAGAAAGUGAAUCAAAUUUUAAUAGGAAACAUUUUUUCUCUGUUAGAAAAGGUGAGGCAAUCGUAUUUAAAAUUAUGACCCUUGCACAGCACUGAACCUGGGAAAGAAUUUGGACUCUGAAUUUGUCUUUGAUAACAGGGACUGAUUUUAAAAUGUGCUUAUAUUAAACUAUACUUGUAAGUUAGGAUCUGUUUGCAGUUGCUGAUUGGAUUCUUGAACAAUAGCUCGGAUUUCAGAAAGCCUUUCAUUUUGCUUUAAUUUUAGCAAAACAGGUUAUGAUGAAUGACUUCCCCAAUAUCUUGUUUGAACCUAUGAAUGAUUAAAUAAUGUGGAUGAGCUUGGGGAAGUUAAAGGGACAAACACACUUUUACACUUUUUUCCUGUUUGUGAAAAGACUUUAGAAACUGGACAAUGAGAAAGGAAAUUACUCAAUAAGGACUCAUAUUUGUGCAGUAACUCAGUGUGUGGGCUUCUUUUUGAAUCUUUAAUUAAAAUCGGGGAUUAUAUAUCCCUGAUAAAUAUUCACACUUGAACCAUAGUUACUGUAAACAGCAAACAUUCUUAAUACUGUUACUCUUUGCACUUUUUUUCUUAAUCAUUUUAUAUACAUACAUACAUACAUACAGAUAUGUAUGUAUAUAUGUUGCUUAUAUUGCUUUGUACAGAUGUGGGCCACCACUGCAACAAAAUACAUUCUUUUUGCUCUAAGAUAUUUUAAGGAAAAUAUUUAAAUGUUAUGUAUAUGGUGGUAAAAAAGGAAAAUUCAUCUGGUUUUAUUAUAAGCAAGAAUGAAGGUUUUUGUAGAGAUUGCUGUUCAAUGUUCUGCCAUGUAAAAUUUGAGGCAAGUUCUCCAUGCACUUAUGUACAUGUGAGUGUUCUCAUUCUUCCCAACUUGCCUUUGAGGAGUGACAAACUGUUAUUAUCAGGUAGACUGCUAUUCAGCUUCUUCUAUUCUUGGCCCACUGUUAAUCCUUUAAGAAUGAUUGCUUUAGACUUUUUCAAUAUGUGACAUAUUCCCAUAUUUGGAAUGGUGAUUUUAAAUGUGCAAGUGCACACAUAUUCAGAUAUUUGCACCCCACCCACUUCCAUCUCUCGAAAGCUAGAACACUGCCAACUAAUCUGUUGUAUAGGUCCUUUAGAAACACGUUAUUAACACUUAAGGUUGGGUGCUGCUAA